AUGGCAGUGGAACGUGGGGAUUUUUCUCGUUUGUCUUAUCUGAAUGAGGAGAUACUGCUGUCAAGUUUAAAAUCUCGAUACAAAAAAGACAAGAUAUAUUCAAAAUGUGGUGAUAUUCUUAUAGCCAUUAACCCAAACAGACCCCUUCCAAUAUAUGAUGCAGAGCAUCAUCAAAGGUUCCGAUGGCAAAACGCAUCAACUCAACAAGAGCCUCAUGUGUUUGCAACAGCAGCUUUGGCUUUCCAGCGUCUGGUAGAAACGAAAACGGACCAGGUCAUCCUGGUUAGUGGGGAGUCUGGCGCUGGAAAAACCGAAACGACAAAGUUCAUCAUAAAACAUAUUGUUCAUCUUUGUGGAAAUGCACAGAGUGAUCUUCACAAAAAGAUUUUAAAUAUUAACCCAUUGAUGGAAGCAUUCGGAAAUGCCAGAACAAAUUUAAAUGGUAACUCCAGUAGAUUUGGGAAGUUUAUUCAGAUUAAUUUUGAUGCUGAAGGUGGCAUUCAAGGAGCCGUGGUAAGAGAUUAUUUAUUAGAAAAAUCACGAGUUGUUCAUCAACCAAAUGGUGAGGGCAAUUUUCAUAUAUUUUAUGCCUUUAUUGCUGGUGUUGAUCCUAGUUUAAAGAGGAAGCUUCUCUUAGACAAAAAAAGUUAUCGAAUAACCAAAAAUAUCGUUGGUGAUCUUGACUAUCACCGAAAUCAAUACAAUGACUAUUUAAAAAUAAUGCGACUUAUUAAAUUACCAAAAGAGGAUAUCGAAGCCGUUCAGAUUAUAUUAGCGGCUAUAUUACACAUCACAGAAAUACGUUUUGAAGAAGAUGGUGAUUCUCAGGGUGUUGUGGUUUCUAAUGAAGAUGAAAUGAUAAAUGCUGCAAGUCUUCUUGGUGUUGACCCUGAUAAGUUUGGUAAAAGUUUAGUUUUAGAGGACAUCGUUUUACCAGAUGAAACAAUAACAACUUUCAAAAGCCUGGAACAAGCUGAAGAUGGACGGGAUGCUUUGGCGAAAUCAUUGUAUGAAAGAUUGUUUGGUUGGAUGAUCCAAAAUAUCAACGUGUCACUACACACUCAGCAGGAUUUUGGAGCUGAAAGAAUGGGAAGUUUAGGUAUUUUGGAUAUUUGUGGCUUUGAGAUUAUGCGUAAUAAUGGACUGGAACAACUUUGUAUUAACCUGGUGAAUGAACAACUCCAAAGCUUCAUGAAUAAACAAGUGUUUAUAAAAGAACAGGAGAUCUAUGAAUCAGAAGGCUUGACAUUGGAAGAUGUUAACUAUCCUGAUAAUGCUAAGAUUAUAGAGAUGUUUACUAUGAAUAGAUACGGUAUAAUUGCCCUGAUUGAUGAAGACACCACAUUUGCUCAAGCUACAAGCAUGUCUUUGAUAACUAAGUUACAAGAUAAAUGGGGCCACCAUGACCAUUUUGUUAGUCCAGUAUAUGAUAUUCCAGAAUUUGGAAUCAAGCAUUUUGCAGGAGAGGUUACCUACGAUGCUGAUGAUUUCAUUGAGAAGAACGCCGACAAUCUAAGUUCUGGUAUAUUUAGCUGUAUUCAGGAUAGUGAAAAUGACUUAAUCAGUGAUCUGUUUAAGGUUCAAAAGUGUCUAACUGGUUCAAUUUCAGCGUUGAAUAGUAACAUGCGGCCACAGAAAACAUCACAAGAUCAUAAAACCCAACUUUCUUACUUCACGGAGUCCAUCAAAGAUCUCUUGAGGAAAAUGAAUUCAGCCGAUCCACUUUUUAUAAGAUGCAUCAAACCAAAUAAUGAACAGCGCGAAAAACUAUUUGUGGACGAAAAAGUCAAUGAACAACUGAGCUAUUUGGGUAUAAAGGAAAUUGCUAAAAUCAGGAAGAUGUGUUAUCCAAUAAGAAGCCAAUAUACAGACUUCUCUCAAUGGUAUAAAGACAUUGUACCGACUUCCGAGAAGUCGAGAAGUGAUGCGGAUCAAUCUAAAUUCAUUCUUAAUAAGUUCAUAAAGAGUAAUAAAGAAUAUAAAUUUGGUAAAACCCAGAUAUUCAUGAUGGAAGCUGUAAAGAAAACCUUAGAUCUUAUACUGACAGUAAAACAGCGUGAAAUAGAUAGAUCUGUUAAAAAGGCGGCACGAAAAUGGAAAGAAAUUUGGACUGAAAAGAAAAUAGAAGAACAAAGAAUGAAUGAGAAGUUUAAAGCAGAAAUUGAAGCAUCAAAACCUCUACCCAGAGAGCGUCAUGCAUCUGAUUCGGAGACAAUAGAUGAAGUUCCAGAUGAUGACUACAGUGUUCUCUCUGACUCAAUCCGUGGAUCUGAAAGCCAGACAAAAUCUAUCCAAGAAUCACAAGAAUCACAAGCAUCACAAGCAUCACAAUCCAGUCAGCAGAAUAAUACCGAUUUGUUCUUUAAGAGUAGCAGAAGAAAUGCAGAUACUGAUGAUGACAAUGUGGAAUAUGAUGAUAUUAAAUUUUGGGAUGUAUUUGAGAUUGUCAAUCCGGACUCAGAAUCCAGUGGCGUACCAGGGGAAGCCAUAAUACGUGUAAUUAAGAUAAUUCUGUAUUUACUCUUUUUCUGCAUUGUAUUGGGUUGCUGUGUUUGUCAGAAGCUGAGUUUAAUUAUAACAGUGCAAAAUAUAAAUCCUACAAAUGCAACGAAUAGGGAUGCGAAUAACUACAUCAAAAAUCUUGUAUUAGCUAUUUGUAUACCAACAUCAUUGAAUAUUUUGAUAAGUACGUCUAAGCUGUUGUUUGGGCAUUUUAAAUGUCCUUCUGUGAUCACCUUUAUACUGGCUAUCUUCUGUGAAGUUAUUCAUGCAUUUGGACUGUGUCUCUUAGUGUAUGGGGUAUUGCCUUAUUGUGAAAAUACCAUACUCAUGGUUUUAUUAUUAUCGGCUGUUGCUAUUAUUCCCUCGAUACUGCUAACACUUACAGCUACACAUAAGAUCACGAAGGAUGAUAAAAUAGAUAGGUGCUCUAAAACUCGAGUGUGCUUUGCCCUUUCAAAGAUGUUUGAUGGACUGAGUAUUCUGGCCCAAGGGUCGGUCAUUGCUGUUAUGCUGCUUUGGUUCAAAACGGUGGAACCCAAACGUAAAGAUAAUAUGGAAAAUGUACCAUUUGACUUCAGAAUUAUUGAAAUUUGCAUGGGCUUCGUUUGUGUAUCUGUUGGAUGGUGGGAGAAUUUUUUGGAUGAUCGUUUCCUGUGCUCAUUGAGCGACACAAACCGUUUGAAGAACUUUAACCUGUUUAUACGGUACGAACUUCAAUCUGGACGCCAUUAUACAGUUAUUCCAGCAUCAGUUGCUAAACUUCUGGUUGUUUUAUUCAUGACCUAUGCCUACUUUCCAUCGAUAAUUGACGACAUUCUUGGAGGAAUUCCAAAAGAAGGUGAAAUCAUCCUAGUUCCUGUUAUAAUGCUGCAUCUAGCAAGUAUCGUUGCGUUUUAUAUUGGAGGUCUGGCAUGUAAGUUGGACAUGCAGAUCAUAUCGUUUUCUCUCUCACUGGUUUUAGUCACUCCACUUACCAUAGUGGCUAUAGUACUGGACUGUGAAUAUAAAUCUAUAUCGAAACUGAUGGAAGUAAAAGUAUGUACUGAGGAAGGACUAUCUGGUCCCUCUACAGAUUUAGUCGUAGGUGUAGCUUGGUCCCUGUCAUUAAUGGGGAUACCAAGACAUUUUUGGUUUCCAAGACAAGAACGUUUACCCAAGCAUGAAAGAAUGUUUGUAAAUCCACUUUAUUGUGUUGUGUUGACGACUGAGUCAUUCCUGUUAAACCGUAGACGACACAUGCGACGAGUUCUGAAAACUGUCACCAAAAAGGAUAAAAACGUUGUGACGUAUAAACUUGCGAGAACGGAAAGUAAAGACGAUGAGAAAGAAUCAGCAAGUAGUUUCAAUGAUAACGAAUCAAUUUACCCUAAAGAUGAUCAACCACAAAAUGCAGAAGUCCCCAUGGUUUAUGCAUGUGCUACUAUGUGGCAUGAAACUAGGACAGAGAUGGUACAACUGAUGAAAUCUAUUCACAGAGUCGAUGCUGAACAAUGCAUGAGGAGAACCGUUGAACAGUUGUCGGGGCCAGAUCCCGAUUUCUUUAACUAUGAAGCACAUAUAUUUUUUGAUGAUAUUAUGGAACAAAACGAUGACGAAGAGUGGCAGGUUAAUGAUUUUGUUGCGCUGCUUGUUGAAUGUAUGGAAGAAGCAAUAAGCUCUGUGCUUAAGACAUACUUAAAACCUCACCCACCUAUUAAGAUAUCUACGCCUUAUGGUGGUCAAUUAGUGUAUAAAAUGCCUGGUGGGAACCUCCUCUACAUCCAUCUGAAAGAUAAGAACAAAAUUCGACAUAGAAAGCGCUGGUCACAGGUUAUGUACAUGUACUAUCUGUUGGGAUUCAAGUUACUGAAAGGUUGUAGAGAUGAAGCAUUGGAAUUAUUUAAAGAAAAAGAAGACAGGUUGAAGGCCAAAAACAGUGCGAGGCAGACACUGGCGUCUGAUUUAAAUGAAAUCUUAUCAGAUGAAACCAAAAUUCAGUCUGAGAAUACGUUUAUCCUAGCCUUGGAUGGAGAUACUGACUUUAGUCCUGUUUCUGUUCAAAUUUUGUUGGAUAGAAUGAAGAAAAACGACAAAGCUGCUGCAGCUUGUGGACGAAUUCAUCCAAUCGGCUCUGGUCCAAUUGUAUGGUUUCAAAAAUUCGAAUAUGCAGUUGGUCAUUGGUUACAAAAAGCUACGGAGCAUGUAUUUGGUUGUGUAUUGUGCAGUCCUGGAUGCUUCAGUUUGUUUAGAGCAUCAGCUCUAAUGGAUCAAAAUGUUAUGAGGAAAUAUACCAUAUUACCAUCAGAUCCAGGCCACUAUCUUCAAUAUGAUCAAGGCGAAGAUAGAUGGUUGUGCACGUUACUGCUUCAACAAGGAUACAGAGUGGACUAUGCCGCUGCUGCUGAUGCCGUAACAUACGCACCAGAGGGCUUCAACGAGUUCUUUAAUCAAAGACGCAGAUGGAUGCCUUCCACUAUGGCAAAUAUUAUGGACUUACUUGGAGAUUACAAGAAUACAAUAAGAAACAACAACAAUAUAAGUAUGAUAUAUAUCAUCUACCAAGGUGCAUUAAUGUUGUCCACUGUUUUGGGCCCUGCAACUGUACUGAUGAUGAUAUCCGGAGCUUUCAAAGACAUAUUUGAACUUGAUAUUUUGUUGGCAUACGCUUUAUCGCUAAUACCGGCUGCAGCAUUUGUUGUUAUUUGUCUUGUAUGCAAGAGUAAAACCCAGUUAAUAGUGGCUGUGUUCCUGAGUACAUAUUAUGCUUUUGUCAUGGUUGUUGUAUUAGCUGGUACUCUUAAGAAUGCUGUGACAGAAUCUCCUUGGCAUCCUAGUGUUAUUUUUCUGUUGGCACUGGUUAUAAUCUUCAUUAUAACUGGAUUGCUGCACGUUUAUGAAUUUUAUUGUCUACCAUGGGGAGCUCUUUAUUUUUUGUGCAUUCCAUCUGGUUAUUUGUUGCUUGUAAUCUUUUCUCUUUGCAAUCUUGAUAAUAUUUCAUGGGGAACUCGGGAAGUAGCCAAAAGGAAAACAAAGGCUGAACAAGAAGCAGAAAAAGCAGCACAAAAAUCGAAGAAGAAAGAGAAGGAACAAGGAUUCUUUUCAAGGUUCUUCUUAAACAAAGGUCUUUUGAAUGACCUGAAAGAAAUAUUUGCUUUUGGAAAACAAGACAAGGAAGAUGCUUUACUUUUAGAAAUAAGGAGCAUGAAAGAAAAAUUAUCUAAACUAUCUGGAGAAUCACACGAUAAAGGAAACCUUGUUGAGAUCAAAGUUGAAACUCCUUCAGAUCACAAGACAGUUGAAAUUUCCACGUCAAAUCUCAAAGUAUCUUUUGAGCCAAUGGAUGAGCCGUUAAGCAAGCAGAAUAAAAGAAAGAACAGGGAUCCUAACCUACCAUUUUGGAUAGAGGAUCAUAGACUCGGCAAAGGUGAGGUUCGUGCUUUGGACUCGGAUGAGUUACAAUUUUGGAAGGAUUUGAUCAAAAAAUAUCUCUACCCUAUUGACAAAGAUCCUGAGAAAGAACAACAAGUAAAAACUUCUUUACAAGAAUUAAGAAACAACGUGGUCUAUGGGAUGUGCAUGAUCAAUCUACUAUGGAUUGGAAUUAACUUCAUUUUCCAAUACAAACCAAAUGAGGCCACAAUAAUACUGUUACCUUAUUCCUAUAACGGAGCUAGUCUAAAGGUAGAAAUUCUUGGUUUUUUAUUCAUCAUCUUUUUUGGUAUUGUUCUACUUCUGCAGUUUAUUGGAAUGCUCAUACAUCGCUAUGGUACUUUCAUUCAUUUGAUAUCCAUAACAGAAAUAAAUGGAGGGAAAAGGAACCAAUCAGAAGUUGAAAAAAUGUUAAAUGCUUAUCGACAAAUACAAAAUGACACCUUAAGCCAGACGAUUGUAACACAACCACCAGACAACGAAGAUCUAAGAAAAUCUCUGUGUGCUUCACGGAGGUCAAGGAAUCCACAUAUGCAUAUCAAUCCAGAUAUAUCUAAAAAUAUACGGACCACUGGACGACGAUUGAGUAGACCUCUACCACACAUUACAUCUGAUCCAUUAGAAGAUAUAAGGCGGUUAACGGCAAUGACUAAAUCUAAACCCGCCCUAGGGUUUGACUUGAAAAAAACUGCUAAAGGAUUGGUCAAACAAGCGGAACAACAAGGAAUACAAUUUGAUAACGUUGAUUUAGAUCCUCCACCGGAUUACGAAGAGGAAGCACAAGAUCCUGUGUUUGAUUUCUUAAAAGACAAAAACACAGUGAGUAGAAUCUUUGCGAAAAAGUACCAAAAGCAUGCUAAUGCUCAAGUAAGACGUCCAAGUUACUAUAACAGAAGAGGAAGUGCUGCUCAAUUCGAUAGUUUUAGUAGCAACAAUCAUAACGGUAGGAACUUUGGUUCAUUUGAUAACCACUUUAGUAGCACCAAUUUCAACGGACGUAUCGAUAGCGAAACACCUAUUGAGUUUACUCAGUUUUAA
Lottia gigantea (owl limpet) is the source of this 6948-nucleotide messenger RNA. RefSeq lists its product as hypothetical. Gene Ontology annotation, molecular function: microfilament motor activity; ATP binding; actin filament binding. The record is from RefSeq and is a predicted model, not a curated record. Gene Ontology annotation, cellular component: actin cytoskeleton; myosin complex; cytoplasm. Lineage: Eukaryota; Metazoa; Mollusca; Gastropoda; Lottiidae. Bases 1 to 6948 code for a protein of 2315 amino acids. The transcript has 29 exons. Gene Ontology annotation, biological process: actin filament organization; vesicle transport along actin filament.